This is a messenger RNA of Arvicanthis niloticus (Nile rat), 1302 nucleotides long. The record is from RefSeq and is a predicted model, not a curated record. Lineage: Eukaryota; Metazoa; Chordata; Mammalia; Rodentia; Muridae.
AUGCAUACUAGAGGCAAACCUUACAAAUGUAAAGAAUAUGGCAAAUCAUUUAUCACAAGUUCAAUCCUUAGACCACAAACAAGAUCCAUGCAAGAGGCUAACAUGAUAGGUCAUACAGCAGAAGGCACUCAGAAAGCCAAAAUAUUUACCCAGACACCAAAUAUUCAAGCUCACCAAAGCAUCCAUAAAGGAGACAAACCUUACAAAUGUAAAGAAUGUGGGAAAUCUUUCUCCUGUUUCUCAAGGCUUAAAGUUCACCACAGAAUCCAUACUGGAGACAAACCUUACAAAUGUAAUGAAUGUGGAAGAUCCUUCUCCCUUUCUUCAUGUCUUAGAGUUCACCACAGAAUCCAUACAGGAGACAAGCCUUACAAAUGUAAUAAGUGUGGUAAAUCAUUUACACAGUCCUCAGAUCUUAAAAUUCACUACAGAAUCCAUACUGGUGAGAAACCUUACAAAUGUAAUGAAUGUAAGAAAUCCUUCACACGCUCUUCAAAUCUAAGAGCUCACCAUAGAGUCCAUACAGGAGACCAACCUUACAUAUGUAAUAAGUGUGGUAAAUCAUCAACACCGUCCUCAAAACUUCCUAUUCACUACAGAAUCCAUACUGGUGAGAAACCUUACAAAUGUCAUGAAUGUGGGAAAUUCUUCACCCGUUCUUCAAAUUUAAAAGUUCACUACAGAAUCCAUACUGGAGAAAAACCUUACAAAUGUAAUGAAUGUGGGAAAUCCUUCACCCAUUCCUCAACUCUUAAUGUUCAUCAUAGAAUCCAUACAGGAGACAAACCUUACAAAUGUAAUGAGUGUGGCAAAUCAUUUACAAAAUCCAUACAACUUAAGGGUCACUACAGAAUUCAUACUGGAGACAAACCUUACAAAUGUAAUGAAUGUGGGAAAUCCUUCAGCUGUUCUUCAAAUCUUAAAGUUCACCACAGCACCCAUACAGGAGACAAACCUUACAAAUGUAAUAAGUGUGGUAAAUCAUUUACACAGUCCUCACAACUUCAUGUUCACUACAGAAUCCAUACUGGUGAAAAACCUUACAAAUGUAAUGAAUGUGAGAAAUCCUUCACACAUUCUUCAAAUCUAAGAGCUCACCAUAGAAUCCAUACUGGAGACAAACCUUACAAAUGUAAUGAAUGUGGCAAAUUUUUCACCAGGUCUUCAAGUCUUAGAGUUCACCACAGCAUCCAUACUGGAGAGAAAACUUACAAAUGUAAUGAAUAUGGAAAAUCCUUCACAUAUUCCUCAAGUCUCAGAGUUUACCACAGAAUUCAUUCGGAAGUCAUCGUGCGGAUUUAA